GGCGUCAUCGGUCGGCGCGCGGCAGCAUGGCGGCGGUGGGGCGCGUGGCGGCGGCGCUGCAGGAGGCGGGAGCGCUGCGCUUCGGGGACUUCGUGCUGAAGAGCGGCCGCUCAUCUCCCGUCUACAUCGACCUCCGCGGCCUCGUCUCACACCCCCUCCUCCUCCGCCAGGUCGCAGAUCUUCUCUUUCAGACCGCCAAAGGUGCUGGGCUCGAGUAUGACUGCGUGUGCGGUGUGCCUUACACAGCGCUGCCUCUGGCUACAGUUAUCUGCUCGGAAUAUCAGGUUCCAAUGCUCAUACGGAGGAAGGAGGCAAAAGAUUAUGGUACUAAGCGGCUGGUAGAAGGGACCAUUAAUCCAGGAGAAACAUGUUUGAUCAUUGAAGAUGUGGUAACAAGUGGAUCUAGUGUACUGGAGACUGCUGAAGUUCUUCAGAAAGAAGGAUUAAAAGUCACAGAUGCCAUAGUGCUGUUGGACAGGGAGCAGGGUGGGAAGGCCAGGUUAGAGGAACGUGGAAUUCGCCUGCACUCUGUGUGCACGUUGUCUGGGGUGCUGGAGAUUCUCCAGCAGCAAGGGAAAGUGGCCACUGAGAUGGUUGAAAAGGUGAAGAAAUUUAUUCAGGGAAAUGUCUUUGAGCCAGUGGCUCAGAAUGGUCCCGUUCCCCUCAAGAGACUCUGUAAGGAGCUGAGCUUCAGUGCUCGGGCCAAGCUGCCAGGGGUGCAUCCCACUGCGGCCAGGCUUCUUGCCCUCAUGGAGAAGAAACAGAGUAACUUGUGCCUUUCUGCUGAUGUCACCGGCUCUGAAGAGCUGCUGCAGUUAGCUGACAUCCUGGGCCCCAGCAUUUGUAUCCUGAAGACUCAUGUAGACAUCCUGAAUGAUUUUACCCAGGAGGUAGUGAAGAAGUUGAGAACUCUCGCAGAUCGACAUGAAUUCUUGAUUUUUGAAGACAGGAAAUUUGCAGACAUUGGGAACACAGUGAAACAGCAGUAUGAAGGUGGUGUGUUCAAAAUUGCAUCCUGGUCAGACAUCAUUAAUGCCCACGUGGUUCCAGGCCCUGGGGUGGUGAAAGGGCUGAAGGAAGUUGGUCUUCCUCUCCAGCGUGGCUGCCUCCUGAUUGCUGAGAUGAGUUCCCAAGGGUCACUUGCAACAGGGGAGUACACAAAAGCUGCAGUACAGAUUGCUGAAGACAACCCGGAUUUUGUUUUUGGGUUCAUAUCUGGAUCUAGAGUUAGUAAUAAACCGGAAUUUCUUCACUUAACUCCAGGGGUGCAGCUGCAAACUGGAGGUGAUAACCUUGGACAGAAGUACCUAAGCCCCGAGGAAGUUAUUAGCAAAAAAGGUUCAGAUAUUAUUAUUGUGGGACGUGGCAUUUUGUCAGCUUCAGAUCGUCUUCAAGAAGCAGAGAAGUACAGGAAGGCAGCUUGGGAGAGCUAUGUAAACAGGCUUGGUGUUGAUGCAGAAGACUGAAAGCAGCCCACUUUCCUAGUCAGGAAACAAAGCUGGUGGAGCUGCAGUUGUUGUGAGGCUUCCUGUUAAAUACAUGAACACUUCACCCAGUCAAAAACUGCCCUUCUGGAGAAAAACCUUUUCCUAACUACGUGAUUUUUAUUGGCAUAGACAGGUCAAGUUGUACAGGCUGUGGCUGUUGUAGUAUUUGAAUGGAUGAAACCAAAACUUCCUGUGCAGUUUUUUCCUUAAUAGUUUUACACCACUGAGAAACAGUGCAUAGAACACUCCAAUGAUAUUUGGGUGGCUUGUUGUUGCCUUUGUUUCUUUUCCUCAUUCACAAAUUCCUUCUGGCUGAGGGAACUAUUUUUACUGUUCAAUAAACUUCACCUGCAGACCCGACCUGCUGGCCUGUUUUAUAGGGUUACUCAGCUCUGCUGUUUUGAGGGACCAAGUGUGGGUCUGAGUCUUUGUCCCACACUGUGAAAUUGAAUAACAUGGUGUUUAAUAAAUAUGUUUUUGCAACUGUUUUCCUUUCAUUGGAUCUAUGAGUAUUCCAUCUAUGUCAAUGUGAAAUCCUGUUUUCAGAAUCCCAUUACAAAAAGUAAUUCCAUUUGUGACUGCAGGAAGUGCUCAUGAUUCUGUUUACAGGAGCUAUAAAGAAUUUGUCAGAGCAGCUUGUUGUGUGCUUAAUUACAAUAGAGCUGUUGAUUCCUCUAAUGAGAAACAAAAAGGUGCUUUGUUUAUUGACUUUUGUUGUUACAAAAGCUGGAAUACUUUCUGGAAUUUGCAUUCUUCAUGGUGAAUACAGAGUAGAAAUAUCUUGGAUGACUGGUUUUUAUUAGAAAGGAUGGAAUAACCUUGAAUACGUCUUGUAUGUGUGGUGGAAAUGGGUAUCCUUGUGGCCUUAGAAAUUGGUUAUUAUAGAGAGAAUAUUAAAAUUUAAAAUUAAAUAUU
Molecule: messenger RNA, 2402 nt
Organism: Calypte anna (Anna's hummingbird)
Lineage: Eukaryota; Metazoa; Chordata; Aves; Apodiformes; Trochilidae
Gene: UMPS
Product: uridine monophosphate synthetase
Exons: 6
Coding region: 27-1466 (479 amino acids)
Biological process (GO): 'de novo' UMP biosynthetic process; 'de novo' pyrimidine nucleobase biosynthetic process
Molecular function (GO): orotate phosphoribosyltransferase activity; orotidine-5'-phosphate decarboxylase activity
Source: RefSeq, a predicted model, not a curated record